AUGCAGCCGGAGACAGCGAAGGAGACCGGGAGGAGGGGCCCGCGGGAGCGAGCGAACAAGGGCGCGCAGGGAGCAGGGGCCCGCGUGGGGCGCGCCCAGGCGGAGCCCCCCAAGCCGGGCUGGGCCCUCACGCUGGAGGGGCUGGCGGCCAUGCGGCCCGCGCAGCGCCACAGCCACCUGCUCUUCGGCGACCUGCUGGAGGACGUGCGCGCGACCGCUUGCCUCUUCCCGUGCGAGUCAGCGGAGGUGGGGUACCGCAUGCCGGACUCGCGUGCGUGGACGUUGCCGCUCGAGCCACCCGCGCAGCGCCAGGACCGGCUCCUAGGCGUCCUUAAGGCCGCCGAGGCCCGCGGCCGAGUCCGCGCGCUCCGGCUGCGCUACGCCCGCAUGCGGGCGGAGGAGAUCUCGCUCCUCAUUCAGAGCCAGAGGUCCGCGCGCGCCGCCAUCCGGCUGGAGCUGUUCCUGCCGCCGCAGCUGAAGCCCACGAGGAUCCCAGACCCCCUGGACCGGCAAGAGAGGAGGCGCGUGGAGACCAUCCUGGAGGAGAAAGUCCACGGCAGCAUCUUCCCACGUUGA
Molecule: messenger RNA, 576 nt
Organism: Dama dama (fallow deer)
Lineage: Eukaryota; Metazoa; Chordata; Mammalia; Artiodactyla; Cervidae
Gene: LKAAEAR1
Product: LKAAEAR motif containing 1
Exons: 3
Coding region: 1-576 (191 amino acids)
Source: RefSeq, a predicted model, not a curated record